AUACAGAAGAAUGUUACGACAUUCUGUCGCAUAAGUGGAGGGAGAGAAACAAGAUCACCAUUUUUUAUUGGUUGGUCCAGCGAAUUUGUGAUUCGACGACCAUAGUAACCUAACCUCGAAUAAGUAUUCGUCCAUGUCCAUAACCUCUUAAUUAACAUGGCUGGAGCGGUUUCGCGGAUAUUUACGAGCAAAGUGCUCGAAACCAGUCACCUAGUUAGAUCUCUUGGAUCUUACUCUUCACAGAUCGCUAAGCUGUCAACACAAACAAAAACGAAACCACCGAUUUCUGAAGCAUCAGAGCUACAGACGUCGCUAAUAGAUCCUCUGAAACAUCCGGAUUUCUUUGGUGUGCACACGCUCUUCACUGUGAAAGAUCUCUUUGAUGCAAAAGUUCAUCUGGGUCACAAAGAAGGUUCGCUGAAUGACCACAUGCGGCCGUAUCUUUUUGGUUCACGUCAAGGGCAUUUGAUAAUCGAUUUGGAUCAAACAGCAGAGUUGUUAAGAGAUGCUCUUAACAUAGCAGCCCACAUUGCAUUUAGGGAUGGAAUAAUACUUUUUCUAACGAGACAUCCUCAGGCUGUACAUUUAGUGGAAAAGACUGCAGCGGAAUGUGGAGAAUUUUCUCAUGCCCGUAGAUGGCGAGAUGGAACAUUCACGAAUUCAAAAAAAGAAUUUCGAGCGGUAACACGACUCCCAGAUCUUUGCAUUUUUAUAACUUCCCUCGACACAGUUUUGGAACCUCACAAUGCGAUUAGAGAUGCAGCUAAAAUGUGUAUUCCUACAAUCGGCGUUGUUGAUACCAACUGUGAUCCCUGCCUUAUCACUUAUCCAGUCCCUGGCAACGACGACACACCUUCUGCCAUUGAACUCUACUGUAAAUUAUUCAAAACCGCAAUUCAACGAGGGAAAGCUGCACGUGCUAAACUAAUGAAUCACGUUGAGUAAAAAUAAGUUUUCUACUAUUACCAGUCAAUCGUUUCAUCUUGUGUACAAAAACGUAAUAAAAAAAAUCAAGUGAAAAAAUAAGUAGAGACGGAGCUCUAUAUAAGGCACA
Messenger RNA from Venturia canescens, 1054 nucleotides. RefSeq names its product mitochondrial ribosomal protein S2 (gene mRpS2). Gene Ontology annotation, cellular component: mitochondrial small ribosomal subunit; ribosome. Gene Ontology annotation, biological process: translation. Lineage: Eukaryota; Metazoa; Arthropoda; Insecta; Hymenoptera; Ichneumonidae. The record is from RefSeq and is a predicted model, not a curated record. Bases 157 to 945 code for a protein of 262 amino acids. Gene Ontology annotation, molecular function: structural constituent of ribosome. The transcript is spliced from 3 exons.